UCUUCUAAACAAUUUCCUCGUUUGAUUUGCAAUUUUGAUUUAUUAAGCUUUAAACGAGAUGCUCGCGAUAUUUGCACUAAUCCUUGCUACCACGAUAUGCGUUCAUGCUGCAAAUUUUGCUGAAGAUGCAGAUGCCACAUGCAAAUGCUUUAAUCACAUACUUUGCGAAAUGGAAAAAUAUACCCUGGCCCUGGAGAUUGUAGACGAAGAAGAAGAAUUUGUGUUUGAUAAUUUUAUAACCCUCGUCAUAGAAGUUAGUGAAUCGUAUGGAGUGCAUCUCGAUAAAAAACAACUGAAAAAUCCGGAUGGUUGGAUUGAGCGAGUACCUCAAGUAUGUGAGUUUUCCCAAGGAAUAAAGGACGAAAUAUGCUCUGAAUGGUUAAAAAAGUGGACAAACGCUGUGUCGAAAGUAUGUGCUGAGAAACCCGAACACUGCGACGGUAUGUGUAGACCUGGUGAAAAAUCCUACGAAAUCGCAACUAAACAUUUUAAGACAGGAGACUGUAAGACUCUAGGUGGAAACCCUUUCUAGUGUGAGAGAAGUUGAAGAAGUAGAAUAGUUUUCUAAUAUUUUCUAGGCAAAGAAGAAAUAAUGUUGCAACUGAUGCUAUAAUUCUUACAAUGGUCACCUUUAUCCGGUCAAAUGAUUUAUUGCUCCUUGAUGUAUAUUUCCUUGUUAUCUGAAAUAUUUUGUUUUCAUAAUUUCUUUAAUGAUUGAACUGUAAUCUGAAUGCAACGAUGUGAAAACAAAGAAUAAAAUAAAAACAAAAAAAUAUCUGAAAGCUUUCAGAUUUUGUAUUACCCCCAAAGAGGCGUUCUUUUAACGUUUUGCGUGUUA
Stegodyphus dumicola is the source of this 838-nucleotide messenger RNA. RefSeq lists its product as uncharacterized. Lineage: Eukaryota; Metazoa; Arthropoda; Arachnida; Araneae; Eresidae. The record is from RefSeq and is a predicted model, not a curated record.